AUGCGCCGACCGUACCACCCGUUCCUUGCGCGGCACCCGCCUACCCACUGCGCGCGCGUCUCCACUCGCUGCGUCCGCACGCCGCAGCGCGGCAGUCCGCGCGUCACUCCCUCCCGCUCAAGGCGUCUUCCAGCCGCUGGCGGCGGCGUUGCGGCGCCUGCCGUCACCGGUCGCCACAGGACGCGCGGCGGAGACGGCGGACGAGGCGGCGUUGGUGGCGGCAGUGGGGGCGGUGAAGGGGCGGGGGAGAGAGGUGACGGACGAGCAGCGGCAGGUGAGCGCGGGGGCACACAGAGAGGGCCGUCGGGGAUGAGCGCCAUGCGCCAGGUGUGCGCGCGCAGCGUGCCCCUCGUCCCUCUCUCGUUGCCUUUCUGUCCCCUCCCACGCCCUCCCUGCGCUCGCCUCCGCGUGCACCAUGUGGCACGGCGCUGCUGCACGUGUCCCCCAGCGGGGCGCCAGCGUGCUGCCAUCGUAGUGGGCACGCACGUGAUGGCGCCGUGCGUGGUGCCA
Messenger RNA from Closterium sp. Yama58-4, 510 nucleotides. Lineage: Eukaryota; Viridiplantae; Streptophyta; Zygnematophyceae; Desmidiales; Closteriaceae. The record is from the annotation of a GenBank genome assembly.